Messenger RNA from Pyrus x bretschneideri (Chinese white pear), 1566 nucleotides. Its product is annotated as ATP synthase gamma chain, chloroplastic. Gene Ontology annotation, biological process: proton motive force-driven ATP synthesis. NCBI's taxonomy places the organism in Eukaryota, Viridiplantae, Streptophyta, Magnoliopsida, Rosales, Rosaceae. Gene Ontology annotation, molecular function: proton-transporting ATP synthase activity, rotational mechanism. Gene Ontology annotation, cellular component: chloroplast thylakoid membrane. Bases 16 to 1242 code for a protein of 408 amino acids. The record is from RefSeq and is a predicted model, not a curated record. The transcript has a single exon.
ACACACAGGAGAAUAAUGACUUCUUCACAAGCCAAGCCUCACAUUUCAGAACCUCUUUCUUCUUCCCUGUUCCUCCAUUUCCGAGCUCCGAAAACUCUGUUGGAACCUAGAGCCACCAUGUCUUGCUCAAAUUUGACAAUGUGGGCGUCCUCAACGCCCUCACUUUCCGACACCUCCGCCCUCUCCUGCCGCUCCUUCAUCGCCCCUCUUCAGCUUCCUUCCCAAAACUCCCUCCCCGCCUCGCGAUCAUCCUCCGUGACACCGGUUCAAUGCGGUCUUCGCGAGCUUCGCGAGCGUAUUUCAUCAGUGAAGAACACGCAGAAGAUCACUGAGGCUAUGAAGCUUGUGGCAGCCGCCAAAGUCCGCCGAGCUCAAGAGGCUGUCGUUAAUGGCAGACCCUUUUCGGAAACCCUAGUCGAAGUUCUUUACAACAUCAAUGAGCAGCUCCAAGUGGAAGACAUUGAUGCUCCUCUGACCAAAGUUAGGCCUGUCAAAAAAGUUGCUCUCGUUGUCAUAACCGGGGAUCGCGGUCUUUGCGGAGGUUUCAACAAUAUGAUCAUCAAAAAAGCCGAGAGAAGAAUUGCUGAAUUGAAGGCUCUUGGUCUCGAAUUCACGGUCAUCAGUGUCGGUAAGAAGGGUAACUCGUAUUUCCUCCGCCGGCCAUACAUUCCGGUUGAUAAGUUCCUCGAAGGAACCAACCUCCCAACUGCCAAAGAAGCGCAGGCCAUUGCGGACGAUGUUUUCUCCCUUUUCGUAAGUGAAGAGGUCGACAAAGUCGAGCUUUUGUACACGAAAUUCGUGUCGUUGGUUAAAUCCGACCCUGUUAUUCACACCCUGCUUCCACUCUCGCCGAAGGGAGAGAUUUGUGACAUCAAUGGCGUUUGUGUGGACGCCGUGGAUGAUGAGUUCUUCAGGCUGACAACAAAGGAAGGGAAAUUGACGGUGGAGAGAGAUAUCAUCAAGACAAAGACCGUGGAUUUCACGCCGGUUUUGCAGUUUGAGCAGGAUCCGGUUCAGAUUCUCGACGCCUUGCUGCCGUUAUACCUCAACAGUCAGCUUUUGAGGGCAUUGCAGGAGUCUCUAGCCAGUGAGCUUGCUGCUAGGAUGACUGCCAUGAGCAAUGCAACUGAUAACGCGGUGGAGUUGAAGAAGACCUUGUCGCAGUCCUACAACCGGCAGCGCCAGGCAAAAAUCACUGGAGAGAUUUUGGAGAUUGUUUCGGGUGCCAACGCUUUGGUCUAGACGAUUAAAAGAACAACAUGGGACUUGUUUUCUCCUCCACAUUGAGUUGGGCUGUUUUCUCCUGCACAUUGACUUGUGCUGUCUUAAAUUUGCAGAUUUGACACUUUCGUUGUAAUUCUCAGCUGCGUACAAACUUUGUGUGCACAAAUGAGAGGGCAAUGUAUUUUGGAACAAAAGAGAGCAUUCCACACAUAUCUAUAUAUUGUAUGUCAUUUUUCCUCCAUCAUAGUUAAUAAUACUGCUAAUCAUGUAAUUAAGGAUCCGAAUUCUUGUUAUUCAUAUGUCGUCGAGUGUUCUUGUAAUAUAUAUUUGUGAUUUGCUAUC